UUGACAUGCCAUGUAUUGACAUGGCAUAAAUUAUUUAGGUUUCCUUUCGUAGCCAUUUGCGAAAAGGGUUCGGCCUUCCGGAGUUUAUGCUUGCGUAACCGCGGCACCCCGAAGCGGCAAAACUAGAUUAUUCGACGAACCUGACACUAGAGAUACCUCUUCAAACAUAAAUGGUGCAUCCAUACUGGGUUGACGUUCUUUUGGCGUGCUUAAGAGGCUCGCCGCGAACAACAUCCGAGCGACAGCCAACCACAGAGAGGGGCGCAGAACGUCCGGUAGUUCCUCAGAAAGAUGCGAAAUACAUACAUUCGUCGGAGAAUACACCCCUUGAUGUUGUACCGCUCUUCUGGUCCUAUCUCUCCAAGUCUGACCGACUGUCCCUACGCCUAAGUUGCCGGGAGGGCCGUCGCAUUCACGACUCGCUUGUUACAAAAAUUUGCAUUUGUGAGAAUGCGUUUGUCGGAGCUGUCCUUUCGGACAGGCAUCUGCGGCAUGCAUCUCCGCCACGCCUUGAAAUUGCUGCCGCCGAUGCCGAGGUUAGCACAGCUCUGCACGGCAUCAUAGCACGAGGAUGCAGACCACACCUGCUUGCUCUCUGUCUUGACAGUGGAAACGAGCACCGGCGGCAGGAGCGAGGGCUCGCUUUCUUCGUUCCGCUAGCCAGCGCGCCUGGCGAGCUGGCCUCCAUACACCUGGGCGGAGUGCCGCUCUCCAGCCGCACCCUGCGCGCACUGCAGCCGCUGCUGGCGCCGGCGGCGACGACAUCAGCGGCGCCCCUCGGCUCAACUAACACCCCCACCGCUGCUCAUCCAGGAGUGCCGUAUGUUCAGGCUUCAAUAGCACCACCGCUGCGACUGCAUUUGUAUGGUUAUGACCUAACGAAGCCGGCGACGGCGGCAGCGCUGGCGGCUCUAGUUGCCGCCGCCGGGCCGCGGCUGGAACAGUUGGAGCUGCGGGGCUGCCUAGGCUGGCCCAAACUGCUUCCGGCAAAGCUGCAGACGGCCGUGCACCUCCGUCACUUGACGCUGUCCUUCCAGCCUAUCGGCGCCUCAGCAGGGACCGCGGCUCGGUCCGGCGGCGGCCUCGUGACGGCGUUUCAUCCCGCUGCCGCUGCUGCCUCCGCCGCGGCCGCCAUGCAGUCCUUAGGACUGCUCCGCCAGUUGACAUGCCUGGAACUUCGAGGCACAGUGGUGAAGGGAACAGAAACGAAAGUCGUGUCGUCAAGCAAGUACGACACCUCAGCCGCGGCGGGUCCCUCGCCGCAAUCCCUGGCACGUGCGCUGUACCAGCUAACAGCCCUCACACGUCUAGCAGUUGAAGGACUCGCCUCCACUGAGCCCCUGCUGACGUCAUUCACCGCCAUGAGGGCCCUACGCGACCUGGAGCUGCCGGACACCAGCGUGAAUCCGGAGGGCAUGGAGGCCUUGGCCCGCGCUGCGCCGGACCUGACGGCGCUGACCCUUGGGUCGGUCGGGCUCGGGCCGGUGUUAACGCUGCGCGACGCGCGUCAGCGCGCCGCCGCGACGGCUGCGCAGCCGCUGGAGGCGCUUGCGCUGCCAUCGGGACUGAACUCCCUUGCUGUCGUACGGAACCGAGUGACGCUGCGUACGAUGCGGUCGCUAGGGUUGGCGUUGGAAGCUCGGAGGACGGCGGCUGCAAGGAGGGCGCUAGUGGUGGUGCCCGGCAUAGAGAUUGACUUGCCGGAUGUGGAGUUCGAUCCGCUGCAGGCCUUCCACAUGUGCGAGGACAGCGUCAUGCGCUCCUACCUGCUGCCGGAGCCGGCAGCGGCGCUAGUGGCCGCCUUACGGAUGUUGGCGGCGACGCAGGCGUCACCCCCCGCAAGCGGCGCUGCCGCUGCCGCUGUAACCGCCGCAGAUGGCGGCAGGGAGUUUGCCGUCCACAAUGAGAACGGCAGCCUAACAGCUGCGCCAUCGGGCAGGACAGCUGCAUUGGCUGCUGCUGCUGCACCUGCAGGCAUUGACUCAGGGGAAGACGGUGACAGGGGCGUUGUUGCUUGCGACGGGGCCAGCAGCAGCAUGGGCAGCAGUGGGCAGCAGGUCGGCGGUCACGCGGUGUGGAUCUCAGAGAUGCAGCCGCUGCGACUGGCGGCACUGGAGUUGUACGGCGUUGGGCUGAUGUCGUACGAUCUGGCGGCCGUGGCGGGGCUGACAACACUUCGGCGCCUCUCCCUGGCGUCUGGGGAGCUCGCCGUACACUCCCUCUCACGUCUGGCUGCCCUGCCGCUGCUGCAACACCUGGAGCUACUGCGCUGCACCACUGCUCCCGCUAGCAGUGAUACUGCUGCUACUGCUGGGGCUGUUGAUGCCAGUGCCGCAGAGAUGGGCGGUGAUACCGCUGCGGAUGACGGGCGGAGGGCGCUGUUGGAGUUGUGCAUGAGGGCGCCGCGGCUGCGAAGGGUGCAGGUGGUGCGGAGUGCGGGGACGGAUGGCGCGUGUGGCAGGUACGGGCCGUUCGGAGUGGAGUGGGUGCGUGAGAGGCUGCAGGCGCUGGGAUCAAGGCGGCAGUGGUGGCGGCAGAGGGCCCGGGUUGGGGAGGAGUUGGGAGAGGGGUUGUGGAUAGGAGGGAGGGAAGAGGAGGUAGAAGAUGAAUGGCCGGAGGUGUCGUGGAACUAGGGGCAUUGGGCGUGAGUAUUUGGAGGGCAGUUACAUAGAUAGAAGCGGAAAAUGGACGAUCCUGAAGUCCUACGUUGUGUCGUUGACGCCAGCAGCGUUUUUGGACUUUCAAACAGGCAAGAGCCUCAGGUUGCCAAGAACCUUUCCUUACAUGCAAAGUUCUCUGCUUACGAUACUGCUAUCAGACGCAAAAGUACGGAAAUUCCAAGCU
Messenger RNA from Astrephomene gubernaculifera, 2844 nucleotides. The record is from the annotation of a GenBank genome assembly. NCBI's taxonomy places the organism in Eukaryota, Viridiplantae, Chlorophyta, Chlorophyceae, Chlamydomonadales, Astrephomenaceae.